AUGUCUUCUUCUACUUCGAGCUCAGGGGCUAUUGUUGAGCCAACAAAGGUUGAUAUGAAAACCUUCCUGGGUGUCAUCUGGGGAGGUUUCGCGAUAGCUGCAAUUUGCAUGGCCCUACGGACAUUCUCUAGAAUCAAGACCUUCAAAAGUCUCUAUAACGACGAUAUCUUUGCCUUUCUAGCCUUGGCUCUCGCACUUGCCAGUGCAAUACUAUGGCAGAUUCAUGCCCAGGCGAUGUUCGACCUCAUGGCCGUGUCAGCUGGGAUCAAAAUGCCUGGAGCAGAUUUCGUUACCAACAGUGAGGCUUAUUCCAGAGCAUCUGGAGUCGUCAUCAUCCUCUUUUACUCCACUUUGUGGUCUGUCAAGUUCUCUUUCUUGCUCUUCAUUCGACGACUUGGAUCGCAUGUUGCAAAGGUUGAAUUCCUAUGGUGGCCAAUCACUGUUUUCACUAUCUGCACCUACUUUGCUUGUAUUGGAACAAUUCAAUAUCAUUGUUUGUUUGUUCCAUUGACUACAAUCGAAACGAAAUGUACAACGGACUCUGCGGUAAACUUCCAACAGAUUACUUUGAAGUUAAACUGUGUUUGGGAUGUGGUUUCUGAUGCUUUGAUCAUGGUUAUUCCAAUCAGUAUGCUGUGGGGUACACAAAUGAAGAUGAAGAGAAAGAUUGCUUUUGGUAUCAUCUUCUCUCUAGCUCUUAUCACAGUCAUCUUCGCCAUCGUGCGAACUACAGUCGUCAGUUCAUUGACCCGUAUGCCUGAUACUUCUUGGCUCUACAUGUGGUCCGCGAUCGAGACUACAAUCGCAAUCGUGGUUGUCUGCCUUGCCUCUAUUCGCGGUCUCUUCUCCAAGGAAGAAAAUGUCAAACCAUCCAAAUAUACUCCACCAAAGAGCUCCGAAAUCUACCCCAAGAACAGCAGAAAAAAUAGAUUGAGGGUAACACUUGAUACAUUUACCGGUCGAGACAGCUAUAUGCGAACGGGGGAUUCGAAGAAUAGCCAGAGUCCUACCGAUGGAGGAAGCAGUGUAACAAGCGAGCAAAACAUUCUUCCAUUGGAUAAUGUCAGGGUCAAGCAACGAUAUGAGGUUACUCAUGAGCUCGCAACGACACCAGAGCGCGAGAGAACUUACCAUGAACACGUUUAA
Botrytis fragariae is the source of this 1146-nucleotide messenger RNA. RefSeq lists its product as uncharacterized. NCBI's taxonomy places the organism in Eukaryota, Fungi, Ascomycota, Leotiomycetes, Helotiales, Sclerotiniaceae. The record is from RefSeq and is a predicted model, not a curated record. Bases 1 to 1146 code for a protein of 381 amino acids. The transcript is spliced from 4 exons.